Molecule: messenger RNA, 2283 nt
Organism: Crotalus tigris (Tiger rattlesnake)
Lineage: Eukaryota; Metazoa; Chordata; Lepidosauria; Squamata; Viperidae
Gene: SGPP1
Product: sphingosine-1-phosphate phosphatase 1
Exons: 3
Coding region: 681-2036 (451 amino acids)
Biological process (GO): phospholipid dephosphorylation; sphingosine metabolic process
Cellular component (GO): endoplasmic reticulum membrane
Molecular function (GO): sphingosine-1-phosphate phosphatase activity
Source: RefSeq, a predicted model, not a curated record
CUAAGUAAGAGCAGCCCACAGGCGCAGGCGGGACUUGUACGGACUUGGUGCUGCGCGGAGCAGCGAGAGACGGGAGAGGCUGCGUGGGGAUGUUAGGCGGAACGGCCGCUGGAUCAACUGACUGAAUGCCCGAUUGACGCCGUCUUUUUCGGAGGAUCGUGAUUUCCCAUCCGGAGCUAUUCUUUGCUCGCUCGUCAGCUGGCUUCCCUUUUUUCUGGAGGUGAACCCGUUCUCAGCCGCCUCGCGCCCCGACGGGUUAACCAGCCGUCCUCCUCUCCUGGUUUUUUUGGACUGCAUUUUAGCUUCACUUCUUUUUUUUCCCCGUUUCUUUUCGCUUUCUCCUCCCUAUCCCGAAGCUCCUCCUCUUCUGCCCUAUUUACUACUCUCGUUGCUUCUCCCCUUCUCCAGCCAGCAAGGUUUAGUGCCCUUCCCAGCGUGCCUUAUGAAGUCAUACCUGCCCUAGUUCCUUCCCUGCGCCCACAGGUCCUACGCCUGUGUCAUCUGCUGAAGCGGCUCCCCCUAUUUUGCAAGCCGUUCCUCACUUUGAAAAAACUCCGCUGCUUGUGGUCUCUGCUGAAAAUUAUCCUGAAGUAUUUCCAGAUCUCUGUCCCUGCUUUGGUAUUUUUUUCCAUCCUGGAUUUCGGAUUUACCUACUUGAGUUGCCCUGUGACAGAACUAGUAUGUCUCUGCUGCAUCGCUUGAUUUGUUACCUGCAGGAUGCCGAGAAAGUUGCCCGUUUCCAAAAACUAUGCGGUGUAGAAGCACUCCCGGACUGGAGGUCUGUCUCUUCGGCUCAGAUGGUGGACUCAGAUCACCCCUUGGCUAACGGGAACUGCACCAUUGCCAAGACCCAGGGUGAAAGUGGCAGACGAUGCGUGUCCCCAGGUUCUUUUAACAUGGAGGAGAAACGUGAGGAGAGCCACUCAAAUGGUAUGAAGAAUGUGAUGGUUUCUGAGGACACCUGUGGAGUGGAAUGGCAGCAAGCAUCUCUAGAAAAGCAGAAGAAGUGGGUCUCAAAAAGCCAUCCUCGCCGCAACUCUCUGACUGGAGAGUCCAUAUCGCAGAAGUUCAGAAUCCAUAAUUUUUUCCUUUAUUACCUCUUCAGCUUUGGCACAGAACUUGGCAAUGAACUUUUCUAUAUGAUGUUUUUCUCCACCUCCUUCUGGAAUGUGGAUGCUUGGCUGGGCAGGAGACUCAUCAUCAUUUGGGUUUGGAUCAUGUAUUUGGGCCAGUGCACCAAGGAUCUUAUCCGCUGGCCAAGGCCUGCUUCUCCCCCAGUAGUGAAGCUGGAGGUUUUCUACAAUUCUGAAUACAGCAUGCCCUCAACUCAUGCGAUGGCAGGCACUGCCAUUCCUGUGUCAUUGUUCCUACUCAGUUAUGGACGGUGGCAGUAUCCUUUCAUGUACGGGCUAAUUCUCACAAUUUGCUGGUCUUCUCUGGUUUGUUUCAGUCGAGUAUAUAUGGGAAUGCAUUCAGUUCUGGAUGUUAUUGCUGGUUUUCUUUAUGCUCUUCUCAUCUUGGUCGUCUUCCUUCCAACUGUGGAUCUAGUUGAUAAUUUCAACUUAACUUUCACAUAUGCACCACUAAUCAUUGUCAGUUUUCAUCUGGCUUUGGGGGUGUUUUCCUUCACUCUAGAUACGUGGAGCACAUCCCGAGGAGAUACAGCUCAGAUCUUGGGCAGUGGUGCUGGAAUUGCCUGUGGCUCCUAUGUUAGCUAUAGGCUGAAUCUAAUGCCAGAUCCUCCACAAGAAAUGCUUCCGUUAGUUCCCUCCCUCACAGUAAAUCUCUUUGGAAAGGCUGCUCUGCGAUUAUUGAUUGGAUUAGUUUUUCUGUUGCUGGUGAGAAUGAUCAUGAAGAAGGUCACCAUUCCAUUGGCCUGUAAAGUCUUUGGUGUUUCUAGUGCAGAUGUUCGAGAAGCCCGACAACACAUGGGAGUUGAAUUGCCUUAUCGCUAUAUUACUUAUGGAACAAUGGGAUUCUCAGUGGCUUUCUUUGUUCCUUUCUUAUUUUGCCUAAUUGGACUGUCUUCAUGUUAGUGUUUUCUUCAUACGGAAACAAUGAUGGACAGUUGAUCUAUGCGAGAGAUGGUAUACCUUUUGAGAAGUGCUAUGGUAUUGCCUCUGCAAAAAUUAUAUGCUGCAGGCAGUGAGCUAAAAUCUUUGAUACUGGUUAAAAAUCUUAUAGAUUCAGAUCCUUGUGAAAGGCCAUUUCUAAUCUUAUCAUUGUAACAACAUUAUAAAUAACUAAUUGGUUUGUGUGUAUGCAUAAAUACGCUUCAGACUA